Molecule: messenger RNA, 2204 nt
Organism: Capsella rubella
Lineage: Eukaryota; Viridiplantae; Streptophyta; Magnoliopsida; Brassicales; Brassicaceae
Product: transcription factor MYB88
Exons: 11
Coding region: 171-1622 (483 amino acids)
Biological process (GO): regulation of DNA-templated transcription
Cellular component (GO): nucleus
Molecular function (GO): RNA polymerase II cis-regulatory region sequence-specific DNA binding; DNA-binding transcription factor activity, RNA polymerase II-specific
Source: RefSeq, a predicted model, not a curated record
CGGAUAAGAAAAAAAAAAAAAAAAGGUUGGAGGGGUCUCUCUGGUUUUGUGUGGGAUAGAGAUAGUUUUUGGGUGUUAUAAUAAAGGAGAAGGAGCGUCGAAGCAAAUAACAUUAGACUAAGAUUUUUUACAGACGAGAGCGUCAGAGAGAGAAAAACAAAAACUUUUUAAUGGAAGAGACAACGAAGCAGAACAACAACACCAACAGCAACAAGAAGAAGAAGGUUGUUGUUAAUACCGAUGAUUCCAAGAAGAAGGAGCGUCAUAUUGUUACUUGGACUCCUGAGGAAGAUGAUAUACUAAGGAAGCAUAUCAGUGUACAUGGAACUGAAAAUUGGGCGAUCAUUGCAUCCAAGUUUACUGAUAAGAGCACAAGGCAGUGUAGACGAAGAUGGUAUACUUACUUAAACUCUGAUUUCAAGAGAGGAGGUUGGUCCCCUGAAGAAGAUACACUUUUGUGUGAGGCACAGAGAUUGUUUGGGAAUAGGUGGACUGAGAUUGCAAAAGUGGUCUCAGGCAGAACGGAUAAUGCUGUGAAGAACAGGUUUACAACACUGUGCAAGAAGAGAGCUAAGUAUGAAGCCAUGGCUAAAGAGAACAGUAUUGGGUGUUGUGUAAACUCUAACAACAAGAGAUUGUUGUUCCCAGAUGGUAUUAGUACACCACGAAAAGCUGAAAGUGAAUCUCCUCUUACUAAAAAAAUGAGGAAAAGUCACAUUCCAAAUCUUACAGAGAUCAAGAGCUAUGGGGAUAGAUCACAUAUAAAGGUUGAAUCGGCUAUGAAUCAACAGAGUAGACCUCCAUUUUCUGUAGUAGCCCACAAUGCCACAGGUAUUGAUGGCACAAAAGAGCAGAAACAAACAGGCAAUGCCAAAGAGAGUGAUGGUGGGGAUAAAGGUACCCAAGAGGUGUUUCUUAAGAAGGAUGAUUCAAAGGUGACAGCUUUGAUGCAACAAGUGGAGCUUCUCAGUUCAUUGGCACAGAAAGUUAAUGCAGACGACACAGAUCAAAGCAUGGAUAAUGCCUGGAAGGUCCUACAGGAUUACUUGAAUAAAAGCAAAGAAAAUGAUUUAUUCAGAUAUGGAAUCCCAGAUAUCGAUUUCCAACUCGAGGAAUUCAAAGAUCUUGUUGAGGACUUGAGGAGUAGUAAUGAAGAUAGUCAAACAUCUUGGAGGCAACCUGAUCUCCAUGAUUCACCAGCAAGCUCUGAAUAUAGCUCAGGAUCAACUGUCAUGCAGCAUUCUUCUGGUGAUAAAACCCAACAACCCAUGUCUGAUACUCAGACAACAUUGCAGAAACAAGAUGAGGGGGAGUUACUACAAGCUAAAGGGAUUGUGUCUGAUGCAACGGUAGAACAAGUGGAUUUACUCACAACAUGUCAGGAUGUUCUAAAGAACCCUAAUGAGAUUGUGCCCAUGACGUGUGACGAAGAGUUUAACUCCCCUGUCCAAGUCACUCCUUUGUUCAGAUCUUUAGCAGCAGGCAUUCCAAGCCCACAAUUCUCUGAAAGUGAGAGGAGCUUUCUGCUAAAAACACUUGGUGUCGAGUCCCCAUGUCCAUGUCCAAGUGCUAAUCCUUCACAACCACCUCCUUGCAAAAGAGUCCUUCUCGAUAGCUUGUAAACCAGACCAAAACCAGUCCCUCUAAACCAAAAAAAAUACCAUCCCUAAAACCGCAGUUAUGUCCUCAUGGAGGUGGACAUAACUUGCAUUUCAUCCCUCUUUUUGCUUAGAUUUUUCUUCUUCAUAGAUUUGCAGCCAUAUCGGCCUGAAAAGUUUUAGUGAAGCGGGCGUGCCAUGAUCUGCAUUGUUUCUUACCUUCCCCCUCAGUGUUUAUAAUCUAGAAUCCUAGAAUGUUAAAGGUAACAUUUCUAAGUCUAGACCCAUCUCAGAAACUGAGUUUCUCUCUCAGAUACUCAGGGAUUCCCAAUAUUUGCUCACUCAUUAGGAGAGUUUUCUUUUCAUCAUCAUACUCAAAAGCCAUUUUCAUAAAAAGGCUUAAAAGUAUGAGUUUUUUCUUCCAUUCAUGAUUUGUGUGUCUAAGAAAAAUUCUUUCGUUAUUUGUCCUCCCUCUUUCAAAGGUCAGACCCAGAUACAUAAUCCGGGUCUUUCCUCCUCCCAUGAAUUCUUGAUUUGUUGUUUUCGUAAUUCUCUGUACAGAACCUAAUAUUGUUUACAUAAAAAAAAAAUAGAGCUUUUGUUUCA